AUGGGGAAGAUCCUGUCGGUUCAGCGAGGGCGCAUCCCGGUGCUCGUCGGCGAGGGGAAGGAGAUGGAGAGGGUGGUGGUCCACAUGGAGGAGCUUCACCACCCUUGCUUCCUUGUGCUGCUGGAGCUGGCAGCAAUGGAGUUUGGGCAUCACCAGGAGGGUGUGCUCAGGAUCCCUUGCAGCGUCGAGUGCUUCCAGGCGACUGUUGAGCUCAUCAGAGGCAGCAUGCUGAUUCGAAAUGUUAAUGGGUCAUCAAGAAAUGGCCCUUUCAGAAUUCUCGGUUGCUUUUGA
Molecule: messenger RNA, 291 nt
Organism: Oryza brachyantha (malo sina)
Lineage: Eukaryota; Viridiplantae; Streptophyta; Magnoliopsida; Poales; Poaceae
Product: auxin-responsive protein SAUR71-like
Exons: 1
Coding region: 1-291 (96 amino acids)
Biological process (GO): response to auxin
Source: RefSeq, a predicted model, not a curated record